This is a messenger RNA of Momordica charantia (bitter melon), 2823 nucleotides long. NCBI's taxonomy places the organism in Eukaryota, Viridiplantae, Streptophyta, Magnoliopsida, Cucurbitales, Cucurbitaceae. The record is from RefSeq and is a predicted model, not a curated record.
GGGUCCUCUGGAUUUCUGCUCUAUGACCUUCGUGGCAUUGCCACCCCUCCAUUUCAUCUUUUCAACUCAGAACGUGGCUUCCCCUUAUAUCAAACCAAACCCACCAUUUUCUUCUCCACUCUCCACAACGGUUGCGCCCCAUUUCCCCUGAAUUGAAAAAAAAGGAAGAGAAGUUUGCAGUUUGCAGCGGCCAUAAAGCUCAUCCUGCUUUUCCAUGUGCGAACUUGAUUCUAUUUAUUUAUUUAUUUACUCUCUCUCUCUCUCUUUCCACUAUUGACCUUUUUCUAGUGGCCUAUUUCUUCCUUUGCUUCCUCCCACCGAAUAUAUGCUCAACUUUCAAGGACUGGAGGGAUAUCAGAAGGAGGGAUUUUUGUGUUUUGGGAACAGCAUAAGACUAAGGAGAUUUGGGACAGUUUUCAGCUUCAAAUUAUAACAGUCAAUCCUCAUAUUUACCUUAAAAGGAUUUGAUUAUGGAGGACGAGAGGGAAGAUGAAAGUUCCUUGACCUUGCAUGUUAUGUCUUGAAGAAAUAUGUGAUUUGGAUAGAGAGGGAGAGGUCAGUAGUGCAGUUUUUCUAUUUAAUCAAGUCUGGUUGUAAAGGAUAGGGAUUUUCCAGCUAUUCAUGAACCUUAAUUCAUUGGAGAUAGAAUAUGGAACAAACAUCGUUCGAUGAUCGGAAAGAUCAACAAGGAAAAAUUAGUUCUUUCUGUGACAGAAACAAGGAUGGGGAGAUGUUAGAAAAUGGUGAUUUGGGUCUGUCAAAGUCAGUAUCAAGAGGAUUGAAUAAGAGGGUAAUGCUGCCUCGUGCAUUAUAUUUGAAGUUGAAGCAACAUCGAAUCAGUAAAAACUACGUUCACGAUUCAUUUUUUAAUUGUAGUAUAGGGUUAGAUUGUAAGGUUCCGAAGUAUAUGGUGACGAUAGACGAGAAAUACCUUCGACGUUGCUUGGAAUUGAUUCAAAUUAGUUCAUCAAAGCCUGCUCGAUGCAACAUAUCUAUAAACUUGAGCUCUGCGAAGAUUGGUGCUUUGUCUGCAAGCUUGAGUACUAUGUCUAAAUUAAGAACAAGAGGGAUGCGUGAUUUGGAACGGUUUGUUGUCACGUGCCCUUCGCACGAGGAUGGCAACAUGGUCGUAAGCUCAAGCAAAUUGUGGUAUGUAGGUUCGAUAAUGGAGAGCCAGAGCAUGAUCAACAUAUUGAAGAGUCCUUUAUUGCAUCAAUUUGGUAUCACAGACAGCACUUCAAACUUCAUAAGAAUGGACUUGAAUGAUAUAAAGGGCUUCACAGGCAGUGGUUUUACGGACUCUUCGGGUGGUGUGGAUAUAUCUUCGUUGAAGAAACUAGAAAACGCGAAACCAACAAAGGAAAGCCAUCAAGAUGGAUCUGAUACAGCCAAUGAGAGGUUUUUCUUUACACCUAGCAGAACUUCUUUAUGUUCUGACCAGUCUUCUUCGGGAUCAGCUUCUGCACCGCUGUGUCAGGGUAUGCUUCAGUUUACAUGGAAGGAAGGAAGUCCUCACUUCAUCUUCUCGGUGGACGAUGAGAAGGAAGUCUAUGUGGCUAGCUCAUCGAAGGUUGCAUCAGCAGAUAAUAAGGCCUUGGACUAUGUUUAUUUCUUCCAUUCCCAGAAGAGCAGUCUAAAGGAUCAUGAAACGAGACAUAGCAGACCCGGUAUUGUUGGUAAGAUGACGGUGUCGACUUCUUAUAGUGUCUGUCAAAAUAAUUCAAGAAUUGCGGAUACUGAAUUUGUGUUGUUUGGUGGUAUUGAAAAUUCUGACUUAGAGAUUAACACUUCAAACAAUAUCCUUAAGAAGAAUAAGGUCUUCCCAAGAAAGGUGGCUGAAGUAUUUAGGACAAGUAACUCAUCUAAACAUAGAAGCACGCCCAAUUCCAAUAGAUCAGGUGUCAUAAAGAAUUCUUGUCCUUGGGAACCAUACUCGGAUAAACUCAACAACGUUGACGACUUAAUUUGUGCUCGUGACCUUCCCCCCAAUCUCGAGUUGGCUGCUGUCAUUGUGAGAGACCAUCUCCCCGAAGAUCGUGGCAGUAGAGGUGGAGGUUGGGGUUUAAAGUUCCUCAAACAGAUCGAGUCCAAACAAACAAGUGAUUCACCAAAAACCUCAGUGCAGGCCGACUGUUGUUUGCGAAGCAGCGGAAAAUGUUCGACAAGCAUGGAUAUUCUUAUCCCUGCUGGUCUUCAUGGCGGGCCUAGAACAAAAAAUGGGGGUCCUUCCAGCCUCACAGAACGGUGGCGAUCGGGUGGACUAUGUGAUUGUGGUGGUUGGGACAUCGGAUGUCCUAUAACAGUACUUCAAGGCCAAUCGGAGAACCAAGAUACUCCGCCCCAAGCAGAUAUGCAAGAAUGCAGGGCAUUUAACAUACAUGCUAAGGGUUCUGAGCAUGGUCCUCCAACCUUGAGGAUGGUGAACAUCCGCGACAGCUUGUACUUUGUUCAUUUUCAACCGAAGCUAUCGCCUCUGCAAUCUUUCUCGAUUGCAGUGGCGAUCGUCCAUUCGCGAAGUCCCACUCUCAGACCCAGAAAUGUACAGGAGAUAAAAUAGGCAAGAUUGAGGAAGUAAGUUUGAUGAUAACAGUUGAACUUUUCUUACUCCAUAGCACAAACCGAUAGGCAAUGUUGAGCUUUUACUGUGUUUACACAUGAAAAAUUAGUAGUGUAGCUGAUUUGUAAUUUGUCUUUUAGACUGUGAAAGAAACUCCAUAGCUUGUUCCAUUUUUGACCCCUACAAGCUUCUGAUAAAGCAUUUGUAUGAAACCCAUAAACAUAAACAAAGAAAGAUCGAAGUUGCUUCGAUCUGAUUUUGUGUUA